AAUUGAUAAUUACAGUAAAAGCAUGCAGUGCAGCGCUAAUUGCACUACUGAUUGAAAACAUAAAUGAUUCAUUGUCAUGGUGGGAGAUCUUGAUCAACUGUGGAGAGGAUUUACAGUGUGCUUGUUUGCAGCAGUUGAAUUCCAUCCUGACAUGAUGUCUUCAUGCUGUAGACUCCCAGACAUAAACAGAGCAGCAGUGUGUGCUGUGGCUCUCUCCAUGUAAGGAUGUGCAGCAGAGUGGAGCAGAAUGAGACGUGUCUCCGCGGUACAGCUGUUGCCUCAGUCUACACACCAUAAACUUCCAUAAACUCUCCGCAGUGAGAAGCGGCACUGCGCGGUCACGUGUGUUCGUGGACGCGCUGCAGUGUGGAUACCCCGGGGAGCGGAACGGGCGGCCCCCUCAUCCUGUAGCUGAUCUCGACUCUGAUCUGUGAUAGGGGGAAGUUCAUGAUGAUUAUCUGAAGAGUUUAGUCUGUGGGAAUUACACGACCUCCGUGACGGUGCACUGCUGCAGCUUUGGAGCUGACUCGGUCUUUACCGCUGCUGCGGAGUGCCGGCAAAUAUGGGGAUGUUUACAGGCUUCAUUUUUCUGUGCAUGCUCCAAGCUGCUGUCCCACAACAUCUGGAACAGGAAGGGCCCAGGCCCUUCAAUGGGAGAGGUGACAGUCCAGACCCAGUUCAACCUCCAGUUUGUAAGACUGGAAUAAUCGACUGUCCCAUCAAGCUGUUCUUCACCAUCGACACCUCCGAGACUAUUGCCUUACAAGAGUCUCCUCCUGGGAUUCUGGUGGAACAAAUCAAAGAGUUCACGAAGAUCUUUGCCCAGAAGCUGGCUGAUGAAGAGUACAACGGCCAGAUCCAGAUCAGCUGGUCCAUAGGAGGCCUGCAUUUCUCCCAGACUCAGAUUGUCUUCAGCCCGUUCACCACCAGGGAGAACUUCAUCAGGAGCCUGACUGGGAUCAGUUACCUGGGAAAAGGCACCUACAUCGACUGUGCUCUGAAAAACAUGACCCACCUUCUGACUCAGCACUACUCAGGAACCAAGGCCGUCCUUUUCUCUGUGGUCAUCACUGACGGCCAUGUGACAGGAAGCCCCUGUGGGGGCAUCAAGGCCAUGGCAGAAGGAGCUCGUGAGAGAGGAAUCCACGUUUUCUCCGUGGCAGCGUCCAGAAACAUUGAUCAUUUAGGGAUGAGAGAAAUUGCCAGCACUCCUUCUGAACUUUACCGGGACGACUACAUUGCGGUGGACAUCGUUAACGGGCGUCCAAAAAUAAAAACUGAAUCCAUUGAACGCAUCAUAAAAGCCAUGAAAUACCAGGCCUACUCACAGUGUAAUCAUCAGCAUAGAUGCUUCGAGACUCCUGGGAUUCCUGGACCAAGGGGACCUCGAGGUUCCAAGGGUGCAAAAGGAGACAGAGGUCAAAUUGGUCUAAAAGGUGAUAAGGGCAGGCAGGGUGACCCUGGUAUCGAAGGUCCAAUUGGAAGACCUGGUCCAAAGGGUGAAACUGGUUUCAAAGGAGAUAAGGGUGAAACUGGAGCAUAUGGAACAAAGGGUACUGCAGGAGUACCCGGCAGGGAUGGAACUGACGGCCAGAAGGGUAAAAUGGGUCAUAUUGGAGCUCCUGGCUGCAAAGGUGAUCCUGGUGACAAGGGAGCUGAAGGCUACCAUGGAGAAGUUGGUGAGACUGGACCGCCUGGUGACGUUGGACCUAAGGGAGAUGUUGGUCAACCUGGGAAACCUGGGCCCUUUGGUCCUGAUGGAGAAGUUGGAGCAAAGGGAGAAAGAGGAUAUCCAGGAAAUCCAGGGCCACCAGGAGAUAAAGGACCUUUGGGGCCUGAUGGUUUACCUGGUCCGAAAGGCGAAGAGGGAAGUAGAGGAGCAUCUGGACCAAAGGGCGGACCAGGACCUGAUGGGACAAAAGGAGAAAAGGGGGAACGAGGUCCACUGGGGAUCAGGGGACAGCCGGGGGUAGAAGGACCCAAGGGUGUGAAGGGAGACCAAGGACUACCAGGACCGAGGGGUCAGCCAGGGGAAUUAGGUUCCCCGGGUGUAAAUGGCACCAGGGGCGAUGCAGGAGAUCCUGGACCACAGGGGGAGAUGGGAACCAUAGGACCGAAGGGAGACAAGGGUAGACAAGGAUUCAGCUACUCUGGGCCACGUGGACCACCUGGAGAGACAGGUGAUCCAGGAAACAAAGGACCCAGAGGAGCCAGAGGUGAAUGUGGCCCUAAAGGAGAGGAUGGAAACAAAGGAGCAGUAGGAGAGGAGGGAGUACCGGGGGAGCACGGUGAAACAGGAGAGAGAGGCCCCAGAGGAGAAUCUGGAAAAGAUGGAGAUCCGGGGCCUGUUGGCGAUCCCGGCCUGACUGACUGUGAUGUCAUGUCUUAUAUCAGGGAAACGUGUGGUUGUUGUGACUGCGAGAAGCUCUGUGGAGCUCUGGACAUUGUGUUUGUCAUCGACAGCUCAGAGAGUGUGGGCCUGACAAACUUUACCCUGGAGAAGAACUUUGUCAUUAACACCAUCAAUCGUCUGGGCUCCAUGGCCAGCAACCCUGCAUCACCGACCGGCACCAGAGUCGGUGUUGUGCAGUUCAGUCACAACGGGACCUUCGAGGCCAUUCGUCUGGAUGAUCCCAACAUCGACUCCAUGUCUGCCUUUAAAAUGGCUGUGAAGAAUCUUCAGUGGAUCGCCGGAGGCACCUUCACCCCAUCGGCCCUCAAGUUUGCCUACGACACCCUCAUCAAGGACAGCAAGAGGGCUCGAGCCAAAGUGUCCGUGGUGGUGAUCACAGACGGUCGCUUUGACCCACGUGAUGACGACGGCCUGCUGCAGUACCUUUGUGCGGACAACAACGUGGUGGUGAAUGCGAUCGGAGUGGGCGACAUGUUUCAGAAGCAGCAGGACGACGAGAUCCUGGGGUCGAUAGCGUGCAAUAAGAAGGAACGAGUGACUCAGAUGAGGAACUACAUCGACCUGGUGGCCGAGGACUUCAUAGAGACGAUGGAGACUGUGCUCUGUCCAGAACCAGUGAUUGUGUGCCCCGAUCUGCCGUGCAAAAGUGAACCUGAAGUAUCUCCUUGCAGUGAACGCCCAGUGGAUUUGGUAUUCCUACUGGAUGGUUCUGAGCGUCUUGGGAAUGAAAACUUCCGCUUGGUCAGAGAGUUUGUGCAAAAGGUGCCAGUGCGUCUGGGUCUCUCCCGGGGCAAGAAUGACCGUAUGCGAGCUCGCUUAGCACUGAUGGAGUUUGGCAAAGAGAAUGAAAACCACUUAGCCUUUCCUCUCACGCAUAACCACACCAUUAUCACUGACGGCAUUGAGGGUCUGCCUUAUUUGGACACGUCAUCAAGUGUGGGGCCUGCGAUUCUUCACGCCAUUGACAACAUCGUGGGUAAAGGAAACGAUCGACUGACGAGACGCAAUGCAGAGAUUUCCUUUGUUUUCAUCACAGACGGCGUCACUAACAGCACCAACUUGGAGGAGGCGGUCAGUGCCAUGCGCGGGGCACAGGUCGUCUCCACGGUGAUAACCACAGGGAGUGACAUUGACCAGGAAGUUUUAAUGAAGCUGGCUAUGGGCGACCAGGACGCCAUCUUUAAAGGAAAAGACUUCUCUGAAAUGUUGGGCUUCAGUCUGUUUGAACGCUUCAUCCGAUGGGUGUGUUAAAGAAACAUCCCAUAAACAUGGUUGUCAUGACGGUGCUACUGCUGUUCAUCUAGCAUUAAUUAGCAAUAAUUAUUGUUUUUACAAUUUUGCUCGGCACUGUAUACAUUUCAAACAUCACUGCAGUAGUACUCGCCUUCAGUAUCGUGUUGUAGAAAGACGUGGCACAGUCGAGACUUCAACGACGGAAAUGCUUUACUAGAUGACGAUAAUAAAACUGCAGUUUGUUA
Molecule: messenger RNA, 3891 nt
Organism: Cynoglossus semilaevis (tongue sole)
Lineage: Eukaryota; Metazoa; Chordata; Actinopteri; Pleuronectiformes; Cynoglossidae
Product: collagen alpha-2(VI) chain-like
Exons: 30
Coding region: 563-3664 (1033 amino acids)
Source: RefSeq, a predicted model, not a curated record